CCGUGUCCCCAGUAAAUGGAUGGAUGUCUAUGUCCCUGACCUUGCAGCUUUCUCCACAACCUUAGGGAUCCCAAAGUCUUCAGCACCAGGAUCUUCCAGAGAGCUAGCUUAGAGGAUCCUGUUAAAGACACCCCAAAGAUUCUUCCUGUGACUCGGCCAUCCAUCACUUGGAUUUAUCCAUUCACUCAUUCAUACCAUUUAUUCACAUUGCACGUGUGCAACAACACUGCGAGACACGGGGGGAAGAAUGACCACGGCCAGCAGUCCCCAUAAUCCCCAGUGCACGGCUGAUCUGGGUGCUCAGUAUAUCACUUGCACUCCUCAUUACGCCAAACAACACCAAAAUUUCUAUGAUGAACUGUUAGCUCUUGGGAUUUUGGCACCUCUGGCUGCUUCUAUAGAAGGCAUGAGGGUGAAUGAAGGAGACUGCAACUUUGUGGCACCUCAGGGAAUUUCUUCAAUUAUUAAGCAUUACUUGAAAAAAUCAGGAGCAGAAGUCUACUUCAGACAGUGUGUGACCCGGAUCAACCUGCACAAUAACAAAUGGGAAGUCUCCAAGGAAACUGGCUCCCCGGAGAUCUUCGAUCUUGUAGUCCUCACCAUGCCAGUUCCUGAGAUCCUACAACUUCAGGGUGACAUUGUAGACAUCAUUAGUGAAUGCCAAAGGCAGCAACUAGAGUCCGUGAGUUACUCCUCUCGCUAUGCCCUGGGCCUCUUUUAUGAAGCUGGCACGAAGAUUGAUGUCCCUUGGGGUGGGAAGUACAUCACCAGUAAUCCCUGCGUACGCUUCAUCUCCGUUGAUAAUAAGAAGCGCAAUAUAGAGUCAUCAGAAAUCGGCCCUUCCCUGGUGAUUCACACCACUGUCCCAUUUGGAAUUAAGUACUUGGAGCACAGUGCAGAAAAUGUGCAGGAAUUAAUCUUCCAUCAUCUGGAAAAAAUUCUUCCAGGUCUGCCUCAUCCAGUUGCCAUCAAAUGCCAGAAAUGGAGGCAUUCACAGAAAUAGUAUAUGAGAAAGUCACAUAAAGCAGUUGAAGUUGAAGUUUACAAUCAGACAAAAGAACAGCCCUUCGUUUGUCA
Molecule: messenger RNA, 1077 nt
Organism: Dipodomys ordii (Ord's kangaroo rat)
Lineage: Eukaryota; Metazoa; Chordata; Mammalia; Rodentia; Heteromyidae
Gene: Rnls
Product: renalase, FAD-dependent amine oxidase
Exons: 7
Coding region: 248-1003 (251 amino acids)
Cellular component (GO): extracellular region
Molecular function (GO): oxidoreductase activity, acting on NAD(P)H
Source: RefSeq, a predicted model, not a curated record